CUCGAAAAGGGGAGGAUGCUCCAGCCGAGGAGAAUGUCGUAUUUCUCAGCUUGAGGAUUGGCCAAGUUGCGGCAUCCUAGUCUGCCUCAAGGAGGCAAAGGGGCCGGCCGCUUUCAUCUCCCGGACGAAUCACCAGGUGGUUAAUUACAUGGCUAAGUUGCUGACGCGCCUUCCGCAUUCCUCGAGCGGCAUCCCGAGGUCGAGUGGCCAAUUGCAGGAAUGGGAAGGUGUCAGCCAAGCGGCCCAUCCCCUCUAAAUCCAAGCUGGCCUCCCACAUUCCUCUCUUUUCCUCUCCCUCAUCAAACCGUGACCAUUUUCCCCUUCAAUGAAUCCCCCAAAGACGUGUGUGCUCGCAGAGCUGCCGACCUGAUCGGACCUCGCCGCCCGUCUUCCUACUUCAACGCGAGACGGUCACAACACUCCCCCAACACCUGGCGAAACCCUCUCCCGGACGGCCCGGUUGAGCUGCGCCCUGGCAUUGAAAGCGCGCUCCUCUCCCAUCAGUCGAUGGCACUGUCGACGUCGUGCCAUCCGGGCAGCGUGGCCAGGUUGCCCCUUCACACCCUCAAGGCAGAACCAAUGCUACAGUGUCAUUCCUGCCGCUGCCGUCCCCGUCCCGGGCGCCACGCAUCGCACAGGUACCAAUUCCUUUCUUCCCCAGGCCGUCCUUUCCCGAAUCCCCUUGUCGAUGUGACACAAUGUCCUUGUUGGGAGGUGUGGUGGCUGUCCGGUCAUGUGACUUCGAAAGAGGGGAAGGUGAGGGGACCACCCUCAUCGGCACCUCCUAUUUCUCCUUUUGUUUUUCUCCAUCUUCGUUAUUGUCAUGUCCUUGUCAAGUUGUGUCAAUUGAUCAACGGUCGUCGAUUCUUAGGUCGUGCGGCGCUAGGGAGAGUUUCUUCCAUCGUUGUCGUGAGCUGUGGUGGAGCAGAGUGGACCUCCUAACACGCUACUGAGGGUGAGAAGUACUGAACUGUCCCGCCUGACAAGUAAAUCACUGGGCAUUGCCCUGUCCUAUUUCGGUAUGUUACACGAUUCCAUAAGUCUUUCAGCCUCGUUUGAAGCUCGACCCUUCAUGUUGGAUCCAAUGGAUUGGCGUUUUGGACAUCGCCAUGCACCCUCGUGGAUGGGUUCCAAUACGAUGAGAACGUGAGGUUCCUACCUGGAUC
Messenger RNA from Ilyonectria robusta, 1166 nucleotides. RefSeq lists its product as uncharacterized. The record is from RefSeq and is a predicted model, not a curated record. Bases 220 to 942 code for a protein of 240 amino acids. NCBI's taxonomy places the organism in Eukaryota, Fungi, Ascomycota, Sordariomycetes, Hypocreales, Nectriaceae. The transcript has 2 exons.